This is a messenger RNA of Lasiodiplodia theobromae, 2613 nucleotides long. Its product is annotated as Potassium transporter. Gene Ontology annotation, cellular component: membrane. NCBI's taxonomy places the organism in Eukaryota, Fungi, Ascomycota, Dothideomycetes, Botryosphaeriales, Botryosphaeriaceae. Gene Ontology annotation, molecular function: potassium ion transmembrane transporter activity. The record is from RefSeq and is a predicted model, not a curated record. Gene Ontology annotation, biological process: potassium ion transmembrane transport. The coding region runs from base 1 to 2613 and encodes 870 amino acids. The transcript is spliced from 9 exons.
AUGGAAGACGAGUUCGCCGACCUGAGGCAUCUUUCGCUGUUCCAAGCCGGGUCUGGCCAGGCCUCUCGUCUGAAACACCGCAACAGCGUCAAGCAGCUCCGCGAGAAGGACGUCGAUCUCGUGUACGACGAGGAGGACACCAUCGACUAUAGGCCGCAGGAGCGCGACUUCAAACACAAGCAGGUCUUCAAGGGAUGGACGCUGAUCUGGCUGGCCUACCAAUCCACCGGCGUUAUCUACGGUGACCUUGGAACGAGCCCUCUCUAUGUCUUCUCCUCCACCUUCGCCGAGCCGCCGUCCAAGGACGACCUCGUCGGCGCCCUCUCCCUCAUCAUCUGGGCAAUCACCCUGAUCGUCACCGUCAAGUACGUCCUCAUCGUGCUUACCGCCAAUGAUGAGGGAGAGGGCGGCACCUUUGCCGUCUACAGCUUGCUUUCACGCUACUGCAACAUCACCAAACAUGAUCCGACCAGGUGGCACACGCAUCGCCUGAGCCGCUUCGAGUCCAACGAGCUGCGUCCCCUCAACCAAAGAGUGCGCGACUUCCUCGAGAAUAGCCGCGCCAUGCAUUUUGCCCUCAAGGCCCUCUCCGUUUUUGGCGUCAGCUUGAUCCUCGCCGACACCAUCCUUACGCCGGCCCAGUCAGUAUUGGGCGCCGUGCAAGGCCUCAGGGUCGUCCGCCCCGAUCUUGGAACCGACUUGGUUAUCGGUGUAUCUUGUGCAAUAAUUGUUCUCUUGUUCCUGGCUCAGCCCCUUGGAGUAUCGCGGCUGGCCAAGGCAUUUGCGCCUAUAGUUGUCGUUUGGCUGCUUUUGAAUUUUUCUUACGGAAUAUAUAACCUCGCCGUGUUUGAUCAUACUGUCCUUAAAGCGUUUUCUCCAACAUUUGCCUUCAGCUUCUUCGUCCGAGACUCAACAGACUCAUUUCUGUCGUUGGGUGGUAUUUUGCUCGCAUUUACUGGUGUCGAGGCUCUUUUCGCUGAUCUGGGUGCUUUUUCGCAACGGGCGAUUCAAAUCUCCUGGAUAGGCUUCGCUUACCCGUGCAUCCUGAUGGCCUACUGUGGCCAAGCGGCUCGUAUUUCUGUCGAACCUAGCGCGUACGACAAUCCGUUCUUCGAAUCAGUCCCACCGGGGAUGUUCUACCCUUCGCUCAUCAUAUCGAUAUUGGCUGCAGUGGUAGCCUCUCAGGCGAUGAUCACCAGCGCUUUCCAGCUGCUCUCCCAGGUCAUGAAUACCAGCUACUUCCCUCAGAUCCAGAUGAUCUAUACCAGCAACAAGUUCUAUGGACAGGUCUUCAUCCCGAUGGCCAAUUGGAUUUUGAUGAUCGGUACAGUCAUCGUCACGGCGGUCUACAACAACACCACCAAACUCGGCCAUGCUUAUGGCUUCUGCGUUGUGCUGGUCACUUUCAUCACGACGAAUCUGGUUGCGCUGGUUGCUAUAAUUGUUUGGCGCCUUCCAUGGUUCCUGGUCCUGCCGGUCUGGGCGGUUUUCCUCACCCUUGAUGGCUUGUUCCUUGCAUCCGCGGCCACUAAAUUCGUCGAUGGUGCCUGGUUCACCUUCGUACUGGCUUGCAUCCUGGCUUUGGUUUUCAUCGUGUGGCGCUAUGGGAAGGAGCAACAGUGGAAGGCGGAAGACAAGAACCGUCUUGGACUUCGCGAUUUGAUUGUCCGGAGCGACGAUGCGCCGCCAAGGCUGGCCGACAAAUACGGAGGGGGCGAGAUCUACAGGAUCAAAGGCCUUGGCAUCUUCUUCGACAAAGCAGGCGACAAGGUGCCAGUGGUGUACGAAGAAUUCCUCAAGAAAUUCGAAGCGCAGCAGGACGUUCACGUCUUCUUGCAUCUCCGUGCCUUGCACAUCCCUCACGUUAAGGAGGAAGAGCGCUACGAGAUCGCGGGAACACGAAUGCCAAACUGCUAUCGCAUGAUCAUCCGCCACGGCUAUAACGACCACCCCAUCAAUGCCGAUCUAGGCCAAGUCGUCUACUCGCAGCUGCGCCACGCCAUCGUUAAGGCGUCGCGCCCCAAGAACAUUCGGAAUAAGUCGCCUCCGCCUCCAAGCAAAGAAAGCACCAGCGGCUCUUCGACGGUCGGGCCGGAGCCCGUGGAGCAGCCUUCGCCUGAGAAUCCGGAUGCUAUCUCCACGGCCCCUAGGAACAGCAACACCGCAACCGGCGGUCACCGCCCCCAUAGUGCCUCCACCGUUUCCGGGGUAGAGCCCGCCGAAAGCCCAAAUGACAGUGACGACGACGACCGCAUCUCCCUGGCAGCCUCAACGCCUCCGAGCCCGCCGACGCCACCGCCCGGCAACCGGCGCCGGAGAGGGUCCGUAUCGAAGAAAAUGCGCUUCGCAGAUCAAGACCACGCGGCGUACGCGAACCUGCCGGAACAGGCGGUGUCACGGCGGCUGGCAGCGUUAGAUAAGGCGUUUGCAACACAGGUGGUGUACGUUGUGGGGAAGGAGCAGCUGCGGCUGCUGACGUACAAGAAUGGGUCGGCGAAGCGGCUGCUGCUGAGCGUCUUCUUGUGGCUGAGGGAGAACACGCGGACAAAGGUGAGCAAGAUGAACAUUCCAGUGGAAAAGCUGGUGGAGGUUGGGUUUGUGCGCGAAAUAUGA